AUGCAACGAUUCGCUCUGGUCGCCGCCGCUUUCAUCGCCUUCUACGGCUUGGUCAGUUUUUCGGUUCUCCUUAGCUACCAUUUCGAGAAUGAAGAAAUUCAGCCAAAAGUUCUUAUUGACUUUUUUGUACCAUUCAAAGUCUUAGACUUCCUAUACAAACGAGAUUGAAGCUUUUCUGAACUUUACCUUCAGCCCAUGCUUCUUUAAUCUUCUCAGCAAGAACUUUGUAAGAAAUUCUCCCUCUACUGGAUUUUUGAAAAUGCUAAAGUCUGAGAUUAUUUAGAGCUGAAGAAUUUGCUUCCCUUCUUAGCGUAUCUAACCUAGUUUUUUGAUCUCCAUUCUUUUCAAGGAACUUUAUAAGACUCAGAACCAUAACGGGUCCCAUCUUCAACAAGAAGUUUCAGGUGAACUCGGUACCAUUGCCGGUAAAGAGCACCGAGCUGGCGACGGUGGCGCCGGAAGAUCAAACCACGGCGAUUGACACGCUCAACGGCUCCUCGUCUCGUGUCAAGCGUAGUGGUUGCGGGUGCUGCGGCUGCGGCUGCGGUUGCUGCGGCUGCGGAGGAGGAGGCGGCGGCUGCGGAUGCUGCUGCUGUCGACCACGGUAAGCUUCGAUCCCAUUCAAUCGACAUUCAGGAAAAAUUUUGAAAAUUCAUGGAAAAAAUCGGUCUCAUUUUGAGAAUGAGCAGAAAUGAAUGAGCACUUCAGCCACACUCUGGAAAAAAUACGCCUCAAACUUUUGAUAUUAUCCAAAAUCGAACUAGCAAGCUUUUGAACCAGGAAAAUUCCAUAAAACUUUAUGUUCUCACAUCUAAACAAACUUCUUUUGGAAUCUAUGGCUAACUUACAACCUUCAAAUAUCCUACACCCUGUUUGGGAUCGAACCAGCGACCCUUCAGCCCCCAACAAGCCUUACUACCCACUAGACUACAUUCUUCUCAUUUUCCAGCUGCUGCUGCUGCUGCCGUCGCUGCUGUACCUGCUGCAGAACCUGCUGCUGCACCCGUUGCUGCACUUGCUGCCGUCCUUGCUGCUGCGGAUGCGGUGAGGAACAUUCAUCCCCUAUCCAUCAUUUAUCAAAGAAUUUCAGGAUGCGGAUGCGGAGGGGGAUGCGGUAACACCAUCAACUACCGUCAUUAAUAUUCAAAAAAACGAUUUCAGGAUGCUGCGGAUGCGGAGGAGGACGCAAGCGACGCAGUCUGAUCAAGCUCCGCAUUGCUCACACCGACAAGGUUCUCAAGGAGCUCGCUGAGCAGCUCCAAGCCGAACAGGCCCAAUCCGAGCCGGUCGAAUCUGAGCAGCCCCAAGAGCUCACCCCAGAAACUAGCCAGACCGAAGCGUCUGCCAGCGACUGA
This is a messenger RNA of Caenorhabditis auriculariae, 1355 nucleotides long. The record is from the annotation of a GenBank genome assembly. NCBI's taxonomy places the organism in Eukaryota, Metazoa, Nematoda, Chromadorea, Rhabditida, Rhabditidae.